AUGGGUAUCAAGAACCUGUUCCAAAUCCUCAAGGAGGAGGCUCCCGACGCUAUCAAGGAGGGCGAGAUCAAAAACCAGUUCGGACGAAAGGUGGCCAUUGAUGCGUCCAUGUCGAUCUACUCCUUCCUCAUCGCAGUGCGGUCGGACGGCCAGCAACUGAUGAACGAAUCAGGCGAGACGACCUCGCACCUGAUGGGCAUGUUCUAUCGUACACUGCGCAUGGUCGACAAUGGAAUCAAGCCUCUUUACGUCUUUGACGGCGCACCACCCAAACUCAAGUCGGGUGAGCUCGCCAAGCGAUUCCAGCGCAAACAAGAAGCCAAGGAGGGGCUCGAGGAAGCCAAGGAGACGGGCACAGCAGAGGAUAUUGAAAAGUUUUCGCGACGAACGGUGCGCGUGACACGCGAGCACAAUGCGGAAUGCCAGAAACUGCUGAGGCUGAUGGGCGUGCCGUUCAUCAUUGCGCCCACGGAGGCCGAGGCUCAAUGCGCCGUCCUGGCCAAGGGCGGCAAGGUGUACGCUGCCGCGAGCGAGGACAUGGACACCCUCACAUUUGAGACGCCCAUCCUGCUGCGCCAUUUGACAUACAGUGAGCAGCGCAAGGAGCCGAUUCAGGAGAUCCAUCUCGACAAGGUCAUGGAAGGGCUCGGCAUGGAGCGCAACCAAUUUGUUGACCUCUGCAUUCUUCUGGGCUGCGAUUACCUCGAUCCGGUGCCCAAAGUCGGCCCCAGCACGGCGCUCAAGCUGAUCCGCGAGCACAAGACACUCGAAGGGGUGGUGGACUAUAUCAAGAAUGAUCCCAAGAGCAAGUACACGCUGCCGGAGGACUGGCCAUUUCGCAGACGCGCGCGAACUGUUUCUCAACCCAGACGUGCGACCGGCAGACCACCCCGACUGCGACUUCAAGUGGGAGAAGCCGGACAUUGA
Molecule: messenger RNA, 927 nt
Organism: Verticillium alfalfae VaMs.102
Lineage: Eukaryota; Fungi; Ascomycota; Sordariomycetes; Glomerellales; Plectosphaerellaceae
Product: DNA-repair protein rad2
Exons: 2
Coding region: 1-927 (308 amino acids)
Cellular component (GO): cytoplasm; nucleus
Molecular function (GO): 5'-flap endonuclease activity; DNA binding; 5'-3' exonuclease activity
Source: RefSeq, a predicted model, not a curated record